Molecule: messenger RNA, 1512 nt
Organism: Culicoides brevitarsis
Lineage: Eukaryota; Metazoa; Arthropoda; Insecta; Diptera; Ceratopogonidae
Gene: DIP1
Product: double-stranded RNA-specific editase 1
Exons: 4
Coding region: 146-1252 (368 amino acids)
Biological process (GO): siRNA processing; regulation of regulatory ncRNA processing
Cellular component (GO): RISC complex; RISC-loading complex; nucleus
Molecular function (GO): double-stranded RNA binding; siRNA binding
Source: RefSeq, a predicted model, not a curated record
CGUCAUAAAAUCGCUUGGGUCGCCGAAAAAAACGAAGCUUUCAGAGUCGGUCUGUAUUUUUCGUCAAUUAUUUUGAUAUUUAAGACGCUCCAAGAGAUAUUUUAUCGAAAUUUGGUGAGAUAAUCAUUGACAAAAAUCAUCAAGAAUGAAUAGAAGUUACAGAAAUACGCCGCAACAACGUAAUACCCGUCAAAAUCCGAUUCAAACAACCAACUUCGUUUCCGGGGGAUUCACCCAAGUUGGGCAUCAAACGGUACUUUCUCCGGUUCAACCUGCGAAGCCGCAAGUAGUUCAGCAACAACAACCAGUUCAAGUCCCAGUUCAGCAAGAAGCUGCUAAAGUUGCUCAGCAAGACGUUCCAAUGGCUGCCGAAACGGAAAAUGGAAGUGCGGAAAAUGUUAAAAUUGUGAAAUUUCAUGCAAGGAGUGGCAAAGUUAGUGCCAAAUUGCGACGAGCCCGUGCAAAUCGGCGUUUACGCAAGCUGUUGUGCCCCAAGACUGCUGUCAUGGCACUGCAUGAGCUGCGUAGCAAAGAUGUCGAGCUGGACUUUAAAGUAAGCGACAACCCAAUUAACGGUCAAUUCAAAGCUGAAACAGUUUACGAAGGAAAAACAUAUGUUGGAUUUGGUGCAGGGAAACAAGCUGCUCGCAAUAACGUAGCAGAAAAAAUCUUACGCGACAUGGUAAUUGAACGCAUGAAGAAAAACCCCAAAAAAUCCGAGACAGAUGGCGCUGUCAAAAAGGAAAAUGGAAAUGAUUCCGCUGACGGAGCUGAUAUCGAAAUGGCUGACGUCACAAACGAAGACGAAGAAGUCCCCAUGACACAUUUGGCAUCUUACGCCUUGCACAAGCUCUUCGCUGAAUGGGCAAAAGAAGGAUAUGAAGUCCCAGAUUUUCGUGCUCCGCCUCCUUUGACCGUUGGAGAUCAUACUGCUUCCGCUGCCGCAAGCGGAAAUGCAAAACCCCAUGCUGGUUCGCCGAAAAUUCGUACAGAAUUACCGCCAGCUCCGGAGAAACUUCAUCCAGCGAUGUUGUUGCAAAUAAUGCGCCCCGGGACGCAAUAUACUGAAUUGGGAUCGCAGGGAAUCACGCCGAAUAUUUUCCAUGCGAUCGGCGUGACUGUUGAUGGGCAACAGUACAUUGGCAGUGGCAAAAGUAAGAAGAUUGCGCGAAAGGAAGCCGCUCGGAGUGCAUGUGAAGCUAUUUUCAAGGUCAAAUUUGAGGAUGAAAGUGAACAAGCAAUGUCACAAUAAGAAAAUUUUACGCAACUUAUACAUACAUUACUUUUUAGCUACAAACCGUUCCAAGAAUUUAUUGGAUGAACGCAUGAGAUUGACUUUUUAAAUGAAUUUACUACUACAUUUACUUCUACCUUCCAGAAAUCCUACCCUUAUAUGGAAAUAUUUAAUAACUGACAAAUUUUCAGCAAAAUUUAUUACUGAAGCUCAAAUUUUGAAGAAACCCCCGAAUUAAGAACAAAAAAACAUAAUAGACAAGUAUGCUACUUAAUAAA